Molecule: messenger RNA, 827 nt
Organism: Hordeum vulgare subsp. vulgare (domesticated barley)
Lineage: Eukaryota; Viridiplantae; Streptophyta; Magnoliopsida; Poales; Poaceae
Exons: 1
Coding region: 53-475 (140 amino acids)
Source: RefSeq, a predicted model, not a curated record
UGCAGCGCUCUCCGACGUCCGUUGAAGCUGCAAUGCAACGCUCGAUACUCCAAUGGAGCUCGACGGCGCUCUCAGUGCAGCACAAAAGGUGCGCGACCUCGUCAAGAUCGCCGACUGCGGUGCUGCAAAAUGGAGCUCUCGCUGGUGGCUCCCGAUGAUGCAUUGUCGUCGACGGUUGUCUAAGCUGCAGCGCUCGGUGCUUCAAUGGAUCUCGGCGCUCUCGAAGCUGCAGUGUUGUGCUUGGUGCUUCGGUGGAGCUCUCGAUGUGGCUCCCGAUCUCGUCGACGGGCUCAAAGUUGUAAUGCAGCAGCUCGGUGCUCCAAUGGAGCUCUCGUCAACGGCACUUGGUGCUAUGUUGGAGCGCUCGUCGGCGGCUCUCAGAGGUGCGAUGCACCGGCCAACGGCGACUCCAGUGUUGCAACGCUGUGCUUUGUUGGCGACAACCAUGAUACUUUUGCAGCGACGGCCUAGAUGAGGAAAGCAAAGGUGGCUGAUGCAGUACAGGGAGAAGGAUGGUGUGUCUGCGUUGACUUUCUUUUAUGGGCUGACAUAAAAUGGAUCAGACGGCUGAUUUCUUCAGUAAAUCAACCGGUUGAUUUGUAGCAGCACCAUCCAAUAUGGAUUGUAUAGAAGAAGAAAAAAAGAUCACUACACAUUCUGUCGCUUGCCAAAGACACCCCUAGUUAUACGUUAUUUAUAUUCUGGAUUUAGGUAGGUUAUUUAGACCAUACAAAAAAGUUGUCAAAGAUGUGUUUGGAUGCAAAGUAUUUUUGUAGUUUUUGAGGCAUACCAUGGUUUCUGAAAAAAUAAAACCUUGGUAUUAAAUA